Lucilia cuprina (Australian sheep blowfly) is the source of this 791-nucleotide messenger RNA. RefSeq lists its product as uncharacterized. The coding region runs from base 258 to 791 and encodes 177 amino acids. The record is from RefSeq and is a predicted model, not a curated record. Lineage: Eukaryota; Metazoa; Arthropoda; Insecta; Diptera; Calliphoridae. The transcript has 3 exons.
UUAAUAAAAUUUUUUUCGGCUUCACGUUGGAAUGAUUUGGCAUGGGUUCUAACCAGAUCACCAGAUAAUUUGGCACUAUGGGUGGUUGUCCGCAGGACUUGUCCUAGCUGGUGUGUGUACAAAGCAGCAUAUGCUGGAUUCCUAAACCCAAUCAGUAUUUCUUACCGGUCGCGUUUUAGGACACCAGUAUAUUCUGGCGAAUUUUCAGGUUAUUAUAUAAUGGUUGCUUGUCAUCUCGUAGAGCGAUCUUUGUAAUCAUGGGAAUGGAACUGAUGCAAAAAUUAAUGAAAGAUCGGAUUAACGCCUACUUUGAGGGUUUGGAUUGCACCAAAUAUGAUAAGGAUUAUUUGGAAAAAGUCGAAUGUUGGUUGGCAACAGAUGUCAGGGGUCAAAAAAUGAUGAAUGCAGUUUUUGUUUUAAAAAAAGACGCAUUGACUCUUAUAAAUCGAUAUCAAUUUCUGAUACAACUUAAAAACAAUAACAAUUCAUAUAUAUCGAUGGAUGUCGAUAUUUGUAAGGCCUUGGGGACAUCAUUCACUAAUCCGGUUACCCGUAUGGUAUCCGAAGAAAUUCAUCGUGUUAGCAAUUAUCCAUAUGGUUGUCCAUUGAAGAAGGGUAAACGUUAUGCUAUUAAUAAUUUCUCCAUUAACUCCCGUCUUAUACCAACAUUUACACCAACUCUUAAAUGGAUUUCAAAUUCCGAAUUUUAUGUAGGUCCGAAACAUAUCUUGAGAUUUGAUGCUUUUGGUCGUGUUGAGCACAUGAAGAUGAAAUCAAACAAAAAAUCUUAA